CUGCUGCACCAACCUCCGCUCUUCCGUCCAAGCCAUGGAGGAAGAAAGCAUGGAGCUGAUUAGUCAGAGCACCAUCAAGUCCAUCUCCUCGACCAGGGCAGGGGUUGUGGCUGUUGAGAAAACACUGACGAAGUUGUCUACAGCAGCCGGCCCCUCUGGAAGUGCCUCGGUAGCCUCGACCACGGAUCCAGCUACAACAUCUACCUCGUACGGGACUGUUGAUGUGAAAGCAUCGGUUCUGUCUACAUCUGUCAACCCCUCGGGAACGGGAGGUGCCUCCGUAGAAACAUCCUCUACUGUUGAAGUGAGCGUAGAGGAAAGAACAGAAGUUCUUCCAGAAACAGCCAGCCAUGCCUUGUAUGUCUGCUGCGCCAUUCUGCUACUCUCCUGCCAAGUGCCCUACAGUAUCCUGCGUUAUCAGAUCUCCUCAUCCUUCAUCAGUCAGGCUGAACGCAUGAGGCCGACGGUUCUAGGAAAAGAUAUUGAUCCCGCCCUCCUCCAUCGAUAUCUUCCGCUGCUUGGUAUUGCACUCGCUCCAGUCUUUGAAAUUUACAUCUACCCCUACAUCAGUAAGAGGUUCAUUACAAUGACGAUGCCCAACCGAAUGAAGAUUGGGAUCGUCUUUGCCACCUUGGCGGUUUUAUUUGCCGCCUUCGUGGAGACGGCUCGGAUGACGUUCAUCCACCGAGGCCAGUUCUUCGACCAGGAUGUCAACAACCAAACCGUGGUCGCUUCGAAUCUUACAAUAGGUACACUGAUACCGCAGUAUGUACUGAUGGGUGGAGCUGAUAUCUUCAUAUAUAUCGCAAGUCUGGAAUUUGCUUUCAGGCAGUCCCCAAGAACCAUGCAAGCUAUGGUGACAGGAAUCUUCUUGUUUUAUGCAACCAUCGGCCAAAUUUUGGGCAUACUCCUCGUACCACUUAUAAACAUGGUCACGGCAGCUGACCCAUGGUAUCCACCCGAGAUCAACGAUGGACAUCUCAAUUACUAUUUCCUCGUCUUGACCGGCAUGAGCCUGGCCAAUCUCAUCAUCUUCUGUCUCAUAGAGAAAGGUUACGAAGAAGCGGGUAAAUAUUUAUGCAAUGAAGAUACGGUUGACGGGGCGACGGGCGGUACGAUGACAACGACGACUGCAAACAUCACGACCACCACUGCACCAACAGGGCUUCCUCAAUCUGCGACAGGGACGCCUUCUACGGCUGACUGAUGAUGAAGAUUAAAAACACUGUAAUUUUUCCAAGAUAUUGUUGUACAUGCUAUCGAUUAUUGGCAAAAUUCUUUAUCCCUCGUUUCCUCUUGACUCUAUUAAAAUCCUUUUCUCUUCCCUAUAUUCUAUUCCUCUCUCGAUUUGCGUUUAAGACACUUAUCGAGUUGGUUUCUCUCUUUGCGAGUGUUUUAAUUUUAUGUACAUUUAAGAACAAAGUAGGUUUAAUUUUCAUAUAACUUCUAAUUAACAAAAGAGGAUAGUUUUAUGCUGUAAUUUUGAUUCUUCAUUAAUGUGCUUGAAUAAGUAAUAAACAUUGAAGGAAAAUGAUUUAACAAAAUAUUCUCGUAUUAUGAAUAGCGACCCUCUUUAUAUCGUGUUAUGAAUAGCGACCCUAUUAUCGUAUUAUGAAUAGCGACUCUCUUCUUGUGUUUUGAAUAGCGACCCUCUUCUCCUUUCAUGCAUAGUGACCCUCCUUUAAGAAUAACGACCCUCUUCUUGUUUUAUAAAUAGAGACUCUUCUUUCGUAAUAUGUGUAGUGACCCCCAGUGUAAAUAAACAGCGACCCAAAUUUCGUAUUAUGAAUAGCGGUCCUUACGAGUAAUGACCUACAAUGUGAAUUAUGAAUAGCUACCCUCAUCUCACAUUAUGAAUAGCGGUCCUUUCGAAUAGCGGGCCUUAUUUCUUUAUAAAUAGUGAUCCCCUUUUCGUUUUAUGAAUAGCGGUCCUACAGGAAUGGGAAUUUCCACGUUUUGAAUAGCGGUCCUUAUGAAUAGCGAGCAGACCCCGUCGGACCACAUUAAUUUUGCCGCAGAAAUAUUUUUAAAAAGAGUGAAAAAAAUAAAACGAAAGGAAAAGGGCUAACUGGUAUGGCUCCCAAACGCAAUAGAGACCUUCAGAUUCCACAUAAUCCGAUUUUAUAUAAUCUGUUUUGAAUAGUUUUGUAUAUCUAAUAAC
This is a messenger RNA of Strongylocentrotus purpuratus (purple sea urchin), 2161 nucleotides long. RefSeq names its product solute carrier family 15 member 4-like. Gene Ontology annotation, biological process: transmembrane transport. The coding region runs from base 35 to 1207 and encodes 390 amino acids. The record is from RefSeq and is a predicted model, not a curated record. Gene Ontology annotation, cellular component: membrane. Gene Ontology annotation, molecular function: transmembrane transporter activity. Lineage: Eukaryota; Metazoa; Echinodermata; Echinoidea; Camarodonta; Strongylocentrotidae. The transcript is spliced from 5 exons.